Molecule: messenger RNA, 2535 nt
Organism: Vigna angularis (adzuki bean)
Lineage: Eukaryota; Viridiplantae; Streptophyta; Magnoliopsida; Fabales; Fabaceae
Exons: 3
Coding region: 209-2071 (620 amino acids)
Molecular function (GO): RNA binding; zinc ion binding
Source: RefSeq, a predicted model, not a curated record
UUAUUUUCAUACGCUUGUGUUCUGAGUUUCUAGGUUAUGACAACAUUCUCACUAUUCAAAAUCACUAUCAUUCUCAACACCUUUUAGAUCCCACGCAGGGAGUUUCAAAGAAGAACGAAGCAUAGACCCAACGGCACUCUGGUGCUUCUAGAGGGUUCCUUUCGUCACUGUUCUGCCACACCCUUUCAGGCUUUUCGUCGUGUUGCAGAUGUCACUUUAUAUUGGUAAUCUGUCAGAGGAUUCUCGAAGAGAUGAACUUGAACGUGUAUUCCGUCAAUUUGGACAAUGUAAUGUUCAGUUGAAAAGAGAUGGAUAUGGCUUUGUAGUAUUUGAUUUCCCUCCUAAUGCGGAAAAGGCUCUGAGAGCACUGAAAGGUAAAAGUAUAUGUGGGGAGUUGUUGACAGUAACGUGGUCCAACAAACAGCCUAGCACACAUUUUUCUAGAAUUUCUAGGGGUGGCAGAAGAAAUGCGAAUGAGUUUAGAAGGAAAACGGGUUUCAGGGGAUGGUCGAAUCAAAAGAUGGGAAGGGCAAAUUCUGUGGUUACACCUGAUGAGGAGAGGGGAUAUCGUCGUGAUGAUUUUAAAGAUUAUAUUGGGGAGGAAAAGGAUUAUGAUGGAGACUCUCCUGAUGAAGGGGGUGGAGUUAUUCCCAAAACGGAGGAAAAUGAUAGAUGGGGUGAGCCAGUUCACGACCUGGUUGACAACGGGAAUGAAAAUGCGAUAGAGUUUGAUCGUUAUGAGCCUUAUCAGGGCCAUGAUAGGAAGUAUGAGAAUGAAGAUUAUCAUGUUGGUUACUCUGGUGGUUCUCCUGAAGUCAAUUCCCCAGAGAAUGUGACCAGAGCACAUAUUGUUGAGGGUACCACAAAUCGUCCAAAUGGCUCAAAAUUCCAUCAGACUUGUUUUAGAUGUGGUGAUCCAGGUCAUAAAAUGCGAAAUUGUCCGAAAGAACAUUCUUCACAGUGGAGAUACAAUAGGUUGGGUGUUCGGCAAAAUAGUAGAAUAGACAAGAGCCAUGAAGAUGUGAAUAAAUUUGGAUAUGGGAUGAGGCUGCAGUCUACUGAGGAGGCUUUGCGAAUGAGACACCAGAGAGGUGGGAGGCGGUUAUCUGUAAGCAGAGAAACAUAUAGGCAUCAAAGAAAGGAAUACGGGGAAAAAAAGAGAAGCAGAAAUGAAAUGGAGUUGCCUAAAAGGUCUAAAGCAAAGAUACGCAAGAGGUCAGUCUCGUCCUCUUUUUCAUCUGAUUUCUCUGAAUCUCGCUCUCUUUCAAAUUCUCAAUCUUCCAAGUCAUUGCAAAAGUCUAGUUCCCGUUCUAGAUCAAGACCAGUGUCUUCUAGAUCACAUUCUUCAUCAUCAAAAUUAAGGUCUUUAUCCGUAUCACUCAGUUCGCCUUCAUCAUCUCCAAUUAAAACACGGUCAAAUUCAAAAAGCUCACCCAUUAAUGGUACAGCUGUUGAAACUGUGGAUCACUUACCUGCACAGGGGCAGACAAUUGGUGGCAAUAAAAUGGAAUUGGAGAAUUCAAAAUCCAAGGACACAUGUGUUGAUGUAAAUGGAAAAGCUGCAGCAGUUUAUGACACAGUUGUGAAUGACGUGGAAAAGAACCAAUUUGUACAGGAGGAUAAUCAUGAAAAUCAUGUCUUCUUAAAACCAUCUGACAGAGUUACAGAUCUAAAUGAACCACCUGUUGAGAAUUUAUCUCCAUUUAUAGUAAAAGGGACAAAGGGUCUUAGUCAUACCGGAAAACACGUAUUGAAUCCUGCUCCUGAAACUAAUGUCAAUCUCCAUUCUGAUAUUUCAACCAUUGUAUCUAUGGAGGAGAUGCACAUGGUUCUUAAUAAUUAUGGCUUGGAACUCCCAAAAGACGAUGAAAACAAUUUAACAGUUGAUGCCUUCUUUGGUUGUGCUCGGUUAUGGCCUUGGCAUCUUGUUUAUUACCGUAAGUUGAAGAAAGGCCCAAUCUCAACUGAGAACUAUGCCAGACGGGUUGCUCAGAAUCAGGAAUUCGGCAUUAUAGAUAAGUAUAUAAGAAGCAGUAGCGGAUGGGGAGAGUUUGGUUUUCAGAACUCGUAAUUAUUCUUUAUUGUUCAUACUGCUAAGAUGAUGAUGCCCUUUAGAUUCAUUCUCAGGGAGCUACAUGUUUUAUAUUGCCUUCUAGAAGGCUCGCAAUGGAAUUUAGAUGUGGUUACUAACUGCUAAAAAGGGUUGCACAAGGGAGCGGCGGGACUAGGGUGGAGUUUUUCUCUUCAUUCUGCAGUAUACAGAUAGCAAAUUGUGGAGAGACAUCGAGUUUUUGAAGAAAGUAGUUGUUCAACUCUUGUUUGUUAAUCUUUUUGAAACAUUUUGAAUAUUUUGGCAGCUAGAAUCUAAAACUCACUUUUAAGAAAGUGAUUGAUGAUACAUUUGUAUCAUUUCCUAUGAUGGUUUAUAGGUUACAUGUAUUAAAAUCUGGAUUCAUGCUUGCGAUAGGGAAAAAUGAUUAGAUUGUUCUACACUGCAGCUAAUGCUAAUGUUAUAACACAAUUAAUUUUUGUUAA